GCGCGCAGGGUUCAUCAUGUCCUCCAGGUGUAUUCUCCUGUAGUCACACCACAGACAGCCGUGAUCAAACCUUCAUCAUCAGCAUCUUCAUCAUCUCUCCUGCUGUGUGUGUGUGUGUUGAUGAUGCGACUGUUUGUUUUCUGGACAGCGGUGUGUGUUCUAUAUACUGGAGUGAGAUGUCUCCCACUUGUGGAUGUGAAGGGCACGGGUGACUGUAACCUUGAAGAUGCCAGUAUGAGGACCAACACAAACGGACCGAUGGCAGACUGUGACGUACGGGAGACAGAUGCUGUUCUAAAUACUGAAGAGAGACACGACAGUCUGCUGAAAGAAUUACAGGAACUAGCAGAACAAGAGAAAGAAAGAGAGCGAAAAUACACCCGUGAGACAGACGAGUACGAACAGAAUGACACUGACCAGGAGGAAGAGUGGGAUGAUGAUGGUGAUGAGGAAGAUGAAGAUGAGAUGGUGAUGAAGACAGAGCAGAAUGAAAGAGAGCUGGAGGAGCUGCUGGACGAUGAGAUCAGAGAGACUGAGACGCAGAGGAGACAAGACGAGCAGCUGGAGGAACUUCUGAAAGAACUGAAGAACAGACGACUGGAGAAGAAACACAUGAAGGAUGUUCCGUCGCAGGAGGAGGACGAGGAGGACAAGAGGAAGAACGAGUUGGAGCUGAUGGUGGAGAAGGAGAAGGUGGAGAAGGAGCUGAAGGAGCUGCUGGAGGAGGAGAUGAAGGACACCAAGAGCUGGAACAAACAGAAGGAGAAAGAAGAGAAACAGGAGGAGCUGCAGGAGCUGAUGAAGAAGAUGAAACACGUGCAGGAGGAAGAGCAGGAGAGGAAUACGACAGACGGGAAGAGAGAGACAGGUCCAGAGAGUGGAGGAGAAACAGACAGAAAAGAGCUGCAGCAGAAGCGAGAGAUGGAGAAUGUCAGUGAUGAAGCAACACAACAGUUUGACAGAGAGGAAGAGGAUGAGACACAGCAGGAGGAAGAUGAUGAGGAAGAUGAGGAGCUGUUAGAGAUUGAAGCCGAGUUGAGGAAAGUGGCGGCAGAACUACGUGAACUUCGCAUGGGUUAAACACACAUGGUACAUUCAUCAGGUUUUACACAGAAAUGUAGAAAUCCCAUGAGAACAGGCCCACACACACACACAAACACCUACACUCAUGAACACAAUCAGAUACAAGCCAUAAUGCAGUUACAUCGAAUACACACACACGCACACUCACACACACACAUCUGCAUCUCACAGCUACCAGUGUGACUAUUCAUUUCGCUGCCGCCUCAUUUCAAUAAUAUAUACAAAUUCAUAUCUAUAUUGUAAUGCAAUAUAUCACUGAGUGGUGAAAUAAGUAUAAUUACGUAUAACACAAAUGUGCACAUGUGAUGAAGUAACAAUGUAAUUUGUGCUCUCGACUGUUACUGUAUAUCUGUUUUUUUACUCUGAUUUGAACAUGGCUAAAAACUGUUCUGAGGUUAGAACAUGAGCUGUUUCCUGAUCACAUGAUCAACUGGAUCAGUUAAUAUUCUGCAGGUGUGCAAUUGAUGAGUAAUAAUGAGUUGCAGAGUACAAUCGAGUGUUUAUAACUGUGUGUGUGUAUCAUGUGUGUAUGCAUUCAUGUGUGUGUGACAGGAAACACUUGUGGUCUUUCCCUGUAUGUUGCACUUUCCUGUAAAUUAGCAGCCAAUGAGAGCAGGUCUGGUCUCAGACUCCGCCCACACACAGUGAGAGUUGGGAAGCAAACGAGCAAUAAGAGGAAGUGAUGUUUGAUACAUACAUACAGCGUGAGCCACAGAACUAGAUCGAUAAUAUUUCUUUUGAAUGUAAACAACUUACAAAGAUUAGCUGAAACUAUAAACACAUUUGAUUAUGAGACUAGAUCGUAUGUCUUUUAUCUUCUGUUUUAACUUGUUAUAAAGUAAUAAAGAGCUGUUCUCUGGACACG
Messenger RNA from Myxocyprinus asiaticus (Chinese sucker), 1948 nucleotides. Its product is annotated as cilia- and flagella-associated protein 251-like. The transcript is spliced from 6 exons. The coding region runs from base 121 to 1080 and encodes 319 amino acids. The record is from RefSeq and is a predicted model, not a curated record. NCBI's taxonomy places the organism in Eukaryota, Metazoa, Chordata, Actinopteri, Cypriniformes, Catostomidae.